AUGGUCGCAACAGGUUUACCAGAAGGUUGGGAAAUUCGCAAAUCUAAAACCCACAAUCGCCACUACUAUUUCAAUCCAUCAACCAAGCAGUCUGUAUGGGAUCCUCCUGAAGGUACCAACACUGACCAGCUCAAGGAAUACUUUCUGGCCCUUAAAGAAGAACCAACCCAAGUCAGGGCUGCUCACUUGCUUGUAAAACAUAACCAAUCCAGAAACCCAAGUUCUUGGAAAAAUGAUAACAUCACCAUCUCAAAGCAAGAAGCAAUCGACAUCUUAAAAGGCUACGAACAAAGAAUAAAAUCGGGGGAAGUUACUCUCACUGACUUGGCCCAAACCGAGUCGGACUGCUCUUCUCAUAAAAGAGGUGGUGAUUUAGGAUUCUUUACCAAGGGCCAAAUGCAACCACCUUUUGAAAAGGCGGCAUUCGGUUUGAAAGUUGGGGAAAUGAGCGGAAUAGUUGAAACUAAUAGUGGUGUGCAUUUAGUGCAAAGACUUGGUUAA
Saccharomycopsis crataegensis is the source of this 501-nucleotide messenger RNA. It is a transcript of the gene ESS1, whose product is annotated as peptidylprolyl isomerase ESS1. The record is from RefSeq and is a predicted model, not a curated record. The transcript has 2 exons. Lineage: Eukaryota; Fungi; Ascomycota; Saccharomycetes; Ascoideales; Saccharomycopsidaceae. Gene Ontology annotation, molecular function: peptidyl-prolyl cis-trans isomerase activity; protein binding. The coding region runs from base 1 to 501 and encodes 166 amino acids. Gene Ontology annotation, cellular component: nucleus; cytosol.